Pyrenophora tritici-repentis Pt-1C-BFP is the source of this 261-nucleotide messenger RNA. The record is from RefSeq and is a predicted model, not a curated record. NCBI's taxonomy places the organism in Eukaryota, Fungi, Ascomycota, Dothideomycetes, Pleosporales, Pleosporaceae.
AUGCCCAAGGAAUUGAAAUACUGGUGUGUUACCUACCUAGUGGAAGUAGGGGAAAACAAUUGGGUCGAACAACCGGGCUUUACGAAUGACCGAGAAGUCUUUGAAAAAUGCCUCACCAACUCGUUGUUUAACCCCAACAUCGAUCGUGUAUGGACGGCCACGGAGGAAGAGUUGAAAGACGCUCUGGUGCCAUGGGAGAACUAUGUGAAGAGUCAAACCAAACGUAGCGAUAGCGAGACACCUACCAAGGGCGGCGGCUGA